AUGGCUGUAUUGGCUCAAAAUUGGCAAAGUUUAUUGAAUAUAAGACCGACUGAUAUUCAUGUGGGGAAUGAAGUAGAGGAUGAGAAAAAUGAACAACUUGGUGAAUUAUAUAUGAAACUUAAUGCAGAUGAACUUGAUAAUAUUGAUGAUUUACGACAUGCAUUACGACUUGGUCAACGAUUUACUGAUUUUUUUCGAGAGCAAAAAGUGGAGUAUUGGGAAACUUUAGUCAAACUUGGACAAGAGAAUGAAAAAUUAAAAAAGACAUCGUUUGCAAACGCUGUAGAGGCGGAUACAUUUUUAAAAGAUCAAAUAAGUGAUCUUCAACGUCUCUUGGUUCUUACUGAAAACCAAGCAGACGAAUAUAAAAAACAAUAUGAACAUGAAUUCGACGAACUAGGACAAAUUCGUGAUAAACUUAAAAAAAGUGAAGUGAAAGUUCGAGAAUUACAAAAUCAGAGAGAUGAUUUCAGGAAAAGAUCGGAAGAUUUACAAAAACGUGUAGUAGAAUUGCUUGGUUCAAGUCGAGUAAAACCUGAUGAUGUUGAACGAACACAACGUAUACGAGCUGUGGAAAAAGAACUUAGUAAUCUUUUGGAUGAAAAUAAUAAUUUUUUUGAAGAAAAUCAACAUUUAAGAAAAGACCUAACUGAUCUUCGACGAGAAAAAGAAGAAGUUGGUGCUCAUAUUAAGAAAUUAUCAACUGGUUAUAAACAUAAUAUAGAUCUUCUCAAUGAGAAAGAACAAGAAAAUCAAGAGUUAAGACAACACAUUAAUUUAUUAGAAAGUCAAAAUACCAUGGUUUCUGGUGAUGACGAUGAUGUCAUUAUGAAAGCUGUCGAAGACCGUGUUAAACAAUGGAAAGAUGUUUUUAAAGCAAAAGAUGAUGAAAUCGAUGAUCUAAAACGAAAAAUAAUUAGUCUACAUGAUAAAUUACAAAUUUAUUCAAUGGAAGAUCAAAAAGCUGAUGUUACUGCUUUGAAUAAAGCAGUUGCUGAAAAAGAUCAACAAAUAUUAAUGUUGAAAAAAAAAAGUCGAAGAAGCAACCAAUGA
Molecule: messenger RNA, 1053 nt
Organism: Rotaria sp. Silwood1
Lineage: Eukaryota; Metazoa; Rotifera; Eurotatoria; Philodinida; Philodinidae
Source: the annotation of a GenBank genome assembly